ACAAAAAGAACUGAGGGCAUGGUGUAGUCAGUUAGCCUGUUAGCCAUUUUAGGCUAAUUACUAUCGUACAAAAUGUUUAGCAAAAAGUGAUAUUUUUUGUGUUGAUACGGGAGAAUGUGGCGGGGAUGUGGCUGAAUAAUGGGAAACGUCUUUGGGAGAAAGAGUCGACCUUCUCGUGUAACGGAGCAGGACAAAGCCAUUUUGCAACUGAAGCAGCAGAGAGACAAGCUGAAGCAGUACCAAAAGAGAAUCACCUUGCAGCUGGAGAAAGAGCGACGUCUAGCAAAGCAGCUGCUACAAGAUGGCAAGAAGGAAAAAGCGCUGUUGCUUCUUAAGAAAAAACGGUACCAGGAUCAGUUACUAGAAAAGACCGAAAAUCAGAUUUCAAAUCUCGAGCGCAUGGUUCAAGACAUUGAGUUCAUGCAAAUUGAAAUGAAAGUCAUUGAGGGACUUAAAGUUGGCAACGACUGUCUGAAGAGCAUGCAUGAGAUCAUGUCAAUAGAAGAUGUGGAGAGAAUCCUGGAUGAGACACAGGAAUCGACUGACUAUCAAAGGCAAAUAGAUGAAAUGUUGGCUGGAGUCCUGACACAAGAGGAUGAGGAUGCUGUCUUAGCAGAGCUGGAAGCUAUCACUCAGGAAGAAGACGUAGCACUUCCAGAGGUCCCCAGUGAACCAAUACCAGAGGUGUCAGAAGCAGCUAAAGCAGAGCCAGAGAGGCGAGAAGCAAAGAGCAAGCCAGACAGAGAGCUGUUGGCAGCCUAGUAGACUGAAUGUGUGGUCUGUAUCCAGUGUUAAGCUGCAUAAAGAGGUGGAUUUCUUUUUUUUUCUGGGAUUUGGUAUGUGAACACGGGACCUGCACACAUCAGUGCAUCUUCACACAAUUUACAGCAUCAGCACUGUCUGUACUUGGUUCACCGCUCCACUUAAGUCAUGCAUAAAGUGAAAUAUUCUAUUUCUCUGUGUCUGAUUUGGUUAGGAAGAGAAGUGUUGCAUUGUAGCUGUUAUUGUAGAAUAACAGGAGUUUUUAGAUGUCUUACACAUUAUUUACAGCUUUACAUAUUAAAUUGAGCUGUGGGAACAAA
Maylandia zebra (zebra mbuna) is the source of this 1082-nucleotide messenger RNA. Its product is annotated as charged multivesicular body protein 6. Gene Ontology annotation, cellular component: multivesicular body; ESCRT III complex. Gene Ontology annotation, biological process: vesicle budding from membrane; late endosome to vacuole transport via multivesicular body sorting pathway. The record is from RefSeq and is a predicted model, not a curated record. Lineage: Eukaryota; Metazoa; Chordata; Actinopteri; Cichliformes; Cichlidae.